AUGCCAAAAGCUCCGUCAACAGAGGAUGUAGAGAUCCUCAGAACCAGAUGUUUCCCAUACGACAGGAUUCCGAUGCUUUUCGGGUUGCAGUUCUGCACCAGUGCAGAGGAGGACAAGAUAUGGCGUUUUGAUGUAAUGGAGACACCGGAUUUCCUAAGGAACGUUAUUGACGCACUUGUGUGUUUGCGGUGGAGAAAUACACCGCUUACAAUGGCUUACCCCUGGGCAGUCGAAGGGCCUUUAGCAGACGCAAAGAUAAAGGUCCUCCUGACUUCAGUUAUUGCACUUGAAGCUGGGAUGACAGUCGUUCCACGGAAAGAGUUUUACAAAAAGGAGCCCCCAAUCGUACUACGCCCCAAAGUCGGUAUAGCGGCCGACGUGCAAUACCAUGGCAGACCCCGGAGGCUGAAGGUUCGCACACCCUGGACUAUCUGGCACUGCGAUGAGGACGAUGCAGUGGUAAGCAUCGUCAUAUUUCAACUGAGCUGGGCCAUUACGCAGAGGAACUACCCUGCUGUUUUGCACAUAUCGGAGCAAUACACAGAGCCCGAAAGGCCAUCCACCAAGAUGCAUGCAUCUAGGGAAUUGCUACAGAUGCCAAAUAAUAUUCCCCUUGGCAUCAAGGAUGGAUCCAUACUGGCCAAAUUUGAUACAGCGGAAUUUGAAGCUCCUGUCCCGAGGGAGACCCUUGAAGAUUGUACCAUUUACCUUUCACGACCACUUCCCAUAUCCUACGGAACCCCAGCUCUCUGUGAUCUAGGCGAGGCUCGUCUGAGAAUUGACCGACAACAAGGCGAUAUCAUGCCGGAUGUCUACCGGGCACCUGAAGUCAUCUUGGACAUGUCUUGGGACUAUAAAGUUGACAUCUGGAACGUUGAGAUGGUGAUAUGGGAUCUAUUUGAGCAUCGUCGCCUUUUUAGGGCCCGGAAUCCCGAGGAAAGAGCCACUGCAAAAGAGCCUCUGUUCGAUCCUUGGUUGAUGCAUGGUCUGUUUGAGUGA
Molecule: messenger RNA, 999 nt
Organism: Aspergillus novofumigatus IBT 16806
Lineage: Eukaryota; Fungi; Ascomycota; Eurotiomycetes; Eurotiales; Aspergillaceae
Exons: 5
Coding region: 1-999 (332 amino acids)
Source: RefSeq, a predicted model, not a curated record